AAUUUUCGUUUCUUUAGCUGCUGAUGAUACCAUCCAAGAUGGUGGCGGAUUUGUUUUCUCUAAUUUAGUACAAGGACUUAAUGUGAGCCAAUAUACCGCGACAACUCUUGACGUCCUGAAGAAUUCUGGAAUUAUUGAAAUCCUUGAAGUCGGUGGUCCAUUUACCUUCUUCAGUCCGGACCGGUUAGCAUUUGAACGACUCGGUGAUACAUUCAACAAAAAGUUCAGAAAUGACACCAAGGCAAUGGCGGAUUUCAUCAAAUUCCACACCGUGCGACACGUGUACACGUACGACGAACUACAUGUUAAUGAAAUGACAUUAUGGACUCUGCACCCACAACGAAUCCGUGUAAACUAUUACAGGAAUGGCGACACACUUUUAAUACAGGGAUCAAGAAUAAUGGCUAAAAAUAUGCUAACAAAGAACGGCAUUAUUCAUGUUGUUCAUGAUGCCUUUUUCCCGCCAAUUGGAAACAUUAUGGACGUCCUAUAUAAUGACCCUGACUAUACUACAUUUGUUCAUGCAUUACAAAUAACAGGCAUGAUAAAGAUCAUGCAAGAUGGGGGACCAUUUACCGUAUUUGCACCAGAAAAUACAGCGUUUGUUAGAUUUGGAGUCGAUGAAUGGCAAAAACUUCAAAGAAACGUGACAAAUCUACGAAAAGUAUUGGAAUAUCACGUGAUACGAGGAACUAUAUACUCAGUGGGAGUACAAGAUCAAAGUUAUCCUUCAUUAUAUCGACGAAGUCCUUUAAAGUUGACUUCAACUAUUAUGGGAGACAAGAUUUAUGCCAAUGGAGCUGUGGUACAGGAGAAAGAUAGCCAUGCUACAAAUGGUGUUGUACAUAAACUGACCAAAUUGCUAACACCGGCAAAUUUGUUUGAUGUCAUACACUUCAAUGAGCCAUAUGGAUCAAACAAAAAUACAAACUAUUCACAGAUCGUUGGUUAGGUCUUUUUGAUGUUGGUGAUUGUUACUAUUAACUUUAUUGUGUAUGCCAUUGGAAAUAAAAAUGAUUUUGGAA
This is a messenger RNA of Mytilus californianus (California mussel), 1025 nucleotides long. RefSeq lists its product as uncharacterized. The transcript is spliced from 6 exons. Gene Ontology annotation, cellular component: extracellular matrix. Gene Ontology annotation, molecular function: cell adhesion molecule binding. The coding region runs from base 245 to 952 and encodes 235 amino acids. Gene Ontology annotation, biological process: cell adhesion; extracellular matrix organization. The record is from RefSeq and is a predicted model, not a curated record. Lineage: Eukaryota; Metazoa; Mollusca; Bivalvia; Mytilida; Mytilidae.